GAGGCAGGACACCAGAGUAAAAAAUAAAUUUAAAAAAAUGCACGAUCUGUGAAAGUACUGUAGACAUAUUGUUGACUUUUGUUGCCAUAUGUAAACAUAUCAUAGAAAGGUGAUGAAAGUUUUGCGGGUUGCGGUGUUGCUUUUAGAAAGGCCACGCGGUUAUCGCACCUUCGCUGGGUUCUGUGUAAAAAGUCUGAGGCAAAAAAUGUCUGAUCGUUUGUUAUGACUCUAAUACUGCAAUUUGCAGGAACUCUUUGUGAAAGAGGCUACAGAUGCCAACCGGGUGGGGGUCGGGUCAGCUUCAUUCCUCUACUCCAUUCAGAACAAACAGCAACACAAGGGGAAAAUGGUAUGUUGCCAGUAUGAAGUCACCGUGCUUGUUGCUGCAUCGCGAGCCCAAUCCCAACGUUGAUGACCUCUUCUGAUGCUCUUGUCGGCUUCUGUUCUUCUGUUACCUCUCCUCCCCAGUCUCCAGUCGCCCUCCCUCCUGCCUAUCUAAAUCCUCCAAGCCUCCCUUAUUACUCCAGAGAGCUGUAGCUGGCAGACACAACUUCAGAUUCAAGAAGUAGACUGGAGUACAUUUAAGAUGCAAGAUGAUGGGGACAAACUUCAUUGGAGUGCCAUGAGCUAGCAAGGACCACAAACCUUUUUUCUUUUUUUUUUUUAACUAGCAACAUUUUUUUACCACACUUGGCCAUGCCAGCCAAAGGGAAAUACUUGUUGAAUGACCAGGAACUCAAGAACGAGGCACUCUACCGCAAGUUCUCAUGCAUCAGCCAGUACCAGCCACUGGUGCUCCUGCUGGGCCUUUCUAUGAUCUCCUGCGGUGUCCUCCUGGUCCUCUUCUUCGCUCUCGGACUGAGCGCCCAGGAGCACUGCGCCUUUGUGAGCGUGGCGAGCGGCGGCCUGUGCGUCUUCCUGGCCGUCUUCGUGCUGGUGUGCACCGAAAUGCUGUCCCAACGUUGGCGCCGGCCACUGGGCCUGCUGGUGUGGGCGGCGCACCUGCUCAUGGGCUUCACCUUCAUCUUCAGCGGGCCCAUCGUCCUCCCGUGGGACCAGGUGCCAUUCUUCCUGUUCAUCAUCUUCACUGUGUACACCAUGCUGCCAUUCCCAUUGUGGUACGCGGUGGCACUGAGCGCGCUCUCAUCGCUGUCCCACAUUGUUGCGCUCACAUUGCGGCUCACCGUGUACAGCGACGUGCCCACGCCGUACCUCGCCAACCAGCUGCUGUCCAAUGCGGUGGUGUUCCUUUGUGGCAGCGUGGUGGGAGCAUUUCACAAGGUCCUCAUGGAGAAAACCCUCAGGCAGACCUUUCAGGACACGCUCCGAUGCCUCAGCAUGCGCAUGAAGCUGGAGAUCGAGAAGAGACAACAGGAGAACCUGCUGCAGUCUGUGCUGCCGGUCUACAUCUCCAUGAAGAUGAAGCUGGCCAUCAUGGAACGCUUGCAGGACUGCAAAGACAAGGAGGAGCAACAGCGGCUGGUUAAAGACAACAACUUCCACAGCCUUUACGUCAAACGUCAUGAAAACGUCAGUAUUCUCUACGCCGACAUUGUGGGCUUCACUCGAUUGGCCAGCGACUGUUCCCCCAAGGAGCUCGUCGUCAUGCUCAACGAAUUGUUUGGAAAGUUUGACCAAAUCGCCAAGGAAAACGAGUGCAUGAGGAUCAAGAUCCUGGGCGACUGCUAUUAUUGCGUCUCAGGCCUGCCGGUGUCUUUGCCCAAACAUGCCAAGAAUUGUGUGAAAAUGGGCCUGGACAUGUGCGAAGCCAUUAAGCAGGUACGAGACGCCACCGGCGUGGACAUCAACAUGAGAGUGGGUGUGCACUCGGGCAAUGUGCUGUGCGGCGUGAUCGGUCUGCGCAAGUGGCAGUUUGACGUAUGGUCACAUGAUGUGACGCUGGCCAAUCACAUGGAGUCGGGAGGCCUCCCGGGACGUGUUCACAUCACCGAGGCGACUCUGAAGCACUUGAACAAGGCGUACGAAGUAGAGGAGGGCGACGGGCAGCUGCGGGAUCAAUAUCUCAAGGAGCUCAACGUCAGAACCUACCUCGUUAUUGACCCUCGGUCCAAAGAUCCGACGCAGAGCGGCCGCUGCGUCCCCAAGCCUCGGGUGAACGACGGUCUGAAAAUGCGGGCGUCCGUGCGCAUGACGCGGUACCUGGAGUCCUGGGGGGCCGUCAAGCCGUUUGCGCACCUGCAGAGCCGAGAGGGUUUCGCCGUGGACCCCCUCAGCAAUGGAAAGUCACUCAGUAAGGACAUCCCAUUGCGAACAGCACCCAGCUCCAAGAUCACCGAGAGCUUUGAUGAGUCACUGGAAGACCAGUUCUCCUUGUCCACGGCCUCGUUCACCAGCCAUAAGAACAAGUCGCAAAAGAGUCGCUUCGAUGAGGAGUUGCACAACGAGAUGACAACCACCAUCGAUGAACUGGGCACCAAGCAGUGGUACAAGUCUGAGGAGAGCGGCAGUUUAGCCAUCUGGUUUCCAAAGAAAGACCUAGAAAAACAGUACCGAGCCUUGGAUUUGCCAAUGUUCAAGCACUACGUGGGCUGCGCCGCCGUCAUCUUCCUCUGCAUCUUUUCCAUCCAGAUGUUAGUCACCGGGGAUCGGCAGAUACUCGGAGUGACGUUUGCGGCGUUGGCGUGCGUCCUGCUGCUGACCCUGACCAUCUGUUUUGCAGCUCAUAUACAGCGCAUGUUUCCAGAGAAGCUGUCAGGCUGCCAAUGGCUGGCGUCAGUCUCUGAGGCGGUGGUGAAGAAGCCGUGUGUGCGCCUCCCCCUGGCCGCCAUCACCACUGCCGUCAUCGUUCUCUUGGCAAUCUUCAACCUGGGCUUCAACCAGACACAUUUUCCAGACUGUUCCAGUGGUGACGUUUCUGCCCUGGGUCACAGAAAUGAUUCCCAACGUCUGGGAUUACAGGAAGGACUCUUCUAUCUGCCUUACUCUGUGUACUGCUGCAUCCUAUCCCUGAUGGCUUGUGGCGUGUUCCUGCGCGUCAGUUUGGAGCUCAAAGUGCUCUUCCUCGCCCUUUCGUCCAGCGUCUACUACACCAUAAUCCUCAGCACCAACAAGCAGCUCUUCGUGGCCUACGCACAUGUCCUCCACGCUCAGAUUACCGGAGAGGGCAACUGCAGCAGCCUAUCCGACGAGUCGACGGUGAGGCUGGUGGGCCUGGUGAAGCACCCCCAGGUGAUGAGCUGCAUCUACAUCACCUUGUUCCUCGUCACCAUGCUCAUCAUCUCGCAACAGAACGAGUCGUGCUUUCGCCAGGACUUCCUGCUCAAGUACAAGAACCGCACAGAGCAGGACGAGAUCGAGACCCGGGAGAACCUCAACCGCUUGCUGCUUGAGAACGUGCUGCCCGCUCACGUGGCCUCGCUCUUUGUCGGCGAGAAUAAGAAAAACGAGGAUCUCUACUACAAGUCGUAUGACUGCGUGUGCGUGAUGUUCGCCUCGGUGCCCGACUUCAAGGAGUUCUACACCGAGUGCGAUAUCAACAAAGAGGGCCUGGAAUGCCUGCGGCUCCUCAACGAGAUCAUUGCCGACUUCGACGAGCUGCUGUCCAAGCCUAAGUUCAGCGGCGUCGAGAAGAUCAAGACCAUCGGCAGCACGUACAUGGCGGCGGCAGGACUCAGCGGGACGCUUGGUCAGGAGAACAACCAGGACAGGGAGCGGCAGCAGGCGCACAUCGGCAUCAUGGUGGAGUUCGCCGUGGCUCUCGUCGGCAAGUUGGACGGCAUCAACCGGCAUUCCUUCAACAGCUUCAGGCUGCGCGUGGGUAUUAACCACGGUCCCGUGAUCGCUGGCGUGAUCGGUUCCAGGAAGCCUCAAUACGAUAUCUGGGGCAACACGGUCAACGUGGCCAGCAGAAUGGAGAGCACCGGCGAGCUGGGAAAGAUACAAGUGACGGCGGAGACGUCGGACGUGCUUCACAGGCUGGGCUACUCAUGCGAGUGCCGCGGCUUCAUCAGCGUGAAAGGCAAAGGCGAGCUCAAGACCUUCUUUGUGUGUACGGACACAAGCAAGCAGCAAGGAAUGGGCCUCAGCUGAGAUCGGGAGGUGACGCUGCAAAAAAAUGCAACACUUGCUCGGACGCGCGAAGCAAGUGUUUGCGCGGCCCCUCCUCCCGCAGCACAAGGAGUGACUGUAAUACAGCUGUGGGCCGAUGGUGGUGCUGAAAAUACAGGAAAUUGUGUCAAACUGCGCCGGAUGAGCUCAAGAUGGGUUAUAUUUCAAAUUAACUGGAAAUUGGGGUGGGGUCAGUACAAACAAACGCCUGACCACCUGUGUGUUUCCGAGCAUAGGUUCUUCGUGGAUUUUGGUACAACCUUUUGUGAUAAACAUCCAUGCUGGAUUUUAUCAUUUGCUGACACGAUGAUGAGGCAACUGAGUUGUCGUUCAAUUCUGGGAAAAGGUCUUUGAAACGUCCGUGCGAUUUUUAAAAAAUUUUUUUUUGUAAUGCCCACCCAAAAUUCGUGUCAAACUUAUGUUGUGGGGCUGAUUUGGGGGACUCAUAUUGUGGACCACCAAAAUUCCACACAUUUACAGGAUACAUGCACUUGUUAAAUUGUCUUAUGGCCUUUGGAGGACGAGAUCGGGAAAAACGGCCUGUAACUUUUGUACUUAAUGACCAUGAAAGAAAAUCUCAUGUACUUAACCGUUUUUAAGUAGACUUUUUGUGUCCGAUAAAACAACGGAUUCUGUUUGUGGAUCAUUUUGUCGGCUUUGUUACUGUGUAAUGAGCAAGACACACGUGUUGUAGUUCGGCAGGUCGUGUUUUGUGUAUUUUUAAUGGGACAAUCUUUAUAGCUGCGUCGUCAACAAGCAUGAUCUCAUGUCCGGUGUGUUGUCGUCAUGCCUGCUUCUUGCUUACGUGUGAGGCAUUUCUCCUCUAAAGGAGCGAUUCUGGAGCAUUCAUCUCGUGGCCUUAUUCCACCAACUAUCGUGUCUGUAAGUGUGUGGAUAUUAUGAUUAACACUGUUAUAUAGUUGACCUUUUCUUGCUUAUGAACAAAAUGUUCUAAAUAAAUUAUUCACAAAGGG
Hippocampus zosterae (dwarf seahorse) is the source of this 5042-nucleotide messenger RNA. RefSeq names its product adenylate cyclase 7 (gene adcy7). Gene Ontology annotation, cellular component: plasma membrane. The transcript has 27 exons. The record is from RefSeq and is a predicted model, not a curated record. NCBI's taxonomy places the organism in Eukaryota, Metazoa, Chordata, Actinopteri, Syngnathiformes, Syngnathidae. Gene Ontology annotation, biological process: cAMP biosynthetic process; adenylate cyclase-activating G protein-coupled receptor signaling pathway; adenylate cyclase-inhibiting G protein-coupled receptor signaling pathway. The coding region runs from base 697 to 4050 and encodes 1117 amino acids. Gene Ontology annotation, molecular function: adenylate cyclase activity.